Molecule: messenger RNA, 315 nt
Organism: Talaromyces proteolyticus
Lineage: Eukaryota; Fungi; Ascomycota; Eurotiomycetes; Eurotiales; Trichocomaceae
Product: GPR1/FUN34/yaaH family-domain-containing protein
Exons: 2
Cellular component (GO): plasma membrane
Molecular function (GO): acetate transmembrane transporter activity
Source: RefSeq, a predicted model, not a curated record
GGAUUUAUCUUGUCACUUUCCCCUCUUUCUUGCUCUUUGAUGGGUUGGCGAGGAUCGGGAGCUCUUGGGGCUGCCACAAUAGGGGUUUACUUCUUCAUGGGAGGGCUGCUCAUGAUCCUAGCGGCCGUACUCGAGUGGGUUAUGGGUAACGCGUUCAAUUAUGUAGUGUUUGCUACAUAUGGCGGAUUUUGGCUGUCCUUUGCCGGCACGUUAGUCCCUUCCUUUGCAGCAUAUGCAUAUUAUGCUCCCCAAGACGAGAACAAUCCGGCGGCAGGGCUGCAAACUGGUGGAUUUCAAGCCUCAUUCGGUGAGUAG